UUCCUGAAAUCUAUCAACUAUAGCGUAAUUCUAGUAUUAGAAGAGUAUUUGAGUAUUUUGUACUUUAUACUUCACAAUGUUAUAUAUUUCUGGGCUAACGAAGUAUACAAGAUUGUUGAAUAGACAUAAUAUAUUCCAACACGCGCGUAAAUUAACGUUGAGUAAUUUACGAAAAGAAAAAUUUGAUAAACUUUUUCUGCAGAAAGAUGAAUUUCAAAUAAGACAUAUCGGUCCUCGACAGUAUGAGCAGUUGGAAAUGUUAGAAACCAUUGGGUUCAAGAAUUUAGAGGAAUUAACAAACGCUGCCGUCCCAGAAAAAAUUCUUUACAAGGAAGAAUUGAAGAUCGAGCAACCAGUCACUGAAUACGAAUUGCUAAAGAGAAUUACACAAAUCUCGGAAAAGAAUGAUGUGUGGCGUUCGUAUAUUGGUAUGGGAUAUAAUAAUUGUUGCACUCCUCACACUAUUAUGAGGAACAUGUUCGAGAAUCCAGGAUGGACAACACAGUACACUCCGUACCAACCAGAAAUUUCUCAAGGCAGACUCGAAGGUUUGUUGAAUUAUCAAACAAUGAUAUGCGACUUGACUGGAAUGGAAGUAGCAAAUGCGUCACUUUUGGAUGAGAGUACUGCCGCAGCAGAAGCCUUGGCUCUUGCUUACAGAAGCAACAAGAAAAAGAAGUUGUUCGUUUCUGACAAAGUUCAUCCUCAAACAAUCGGCGUGAUUGCAACGCGUGCCACUUCUUUAGGUCUCAAUCUUGAAAUCGGGGAUGUUUUCCAAGCUGAUACCAGCGGGAAGGACAUAGCUGGUAUUUUAUUUCAAUAUCCCGACACAACAGGAUCCAUUUACGACUUCGAAGAUGUUGUGAAGAAGGCACACGCGAAUGAUACACUCGUCUGUGCUGCUGCUGACUUAUUAGCGUUGGCUAUACUCAAACCUCCGAGCGAAUUUGGAGUUGAUGUAUGCGUUGGCACCAGUCAACGUUUUGGGGUUCCACUUGGAUACGGAGGACCUCAUGCUGGAUUUUUCGCAUGUCGGCAAAAAUUAGUUCGUCUGAUGCCGGGUAGAAUGAUUGGUGUAACCAAAGACUCGAACAGCCAGGAUGCGUACCGCUUAGCUCUUCAAACACGUGAACAGCAUAUCAGGAGAGAUAAGGCUACCAGCAACAUUUGUACUGCACAAGCAUUGCUGGCAAACAUGUCUGCAAUGUAUGCCGUGUAUCACGGGCCUGAGGGAAUAAAAAACAUUGCAAACAGAGUACACUUCUUAACCCUUAUCCUAGCAAAAGGUUUAGAACAAGCAGGGAACAAAGUGGUCAAUAAAUAUUUUUUUGAUACUAUAAAAAUAUUACCUGUAGUGCCUCAGAAAACUAUAAAGAAGAAUGCGAUUGCGUUUAAAGUGAAUUUUAGAUAUUACGAGAAUGGAGUUGGAAUAUCUCUGGACGAGACUACCACAGAGCAAGAUGUAAAUGAUAUCUUUAAGAUAUUCUCGGCACAUACGAACGUUGAAGAAAUAUCUAAAGAGGACACUUGUCUAGUCAGAAACUUGAGUAAAUCUUAUUUUGCUCGCUCCAUACCAUAUUUGCAACAUCCUGUAUUCAACAGUCAUCAAUCCGAAACAAGAAUAGUUCGUUACAUGAAGUCCUUAGAGAAUAAGGAUGUGUCUCUCGUACAUAGUAUGAUACCAUUGGGAUCCUGUACGAUGAAACUAAAUUCUACCACAGAAAUGAUGCCCUGUAGCUUGCGUGGAUUUACUAAUAUCCAUCCUUUUGUUCCCAUUGAACAAACCAAAGGAUAUCAACAGUUAUUUACUGAACUGGAACAUGAUCUAUGCGCUAUAACUGGUUAUGAUAAUAUAAGUUUUCAACCAAAUAGUGGCGCUCAAGGGGAAUAUGCUGGUCUAAGAGCUAUACAACGUUAUCACGAGUCGAAUGAAAACAACAAUCGACAAGUCUGCUUGAUUCCCAUUUCUGCUCACGGUACUAAUCCUGCUUCUGCUCAGAUGGCUGGUAUGCAAGUGAAGCCUAUUCUCGUACAGAAAGACGGUUCUGUGGACAUUGUACAUCUAACAGAAAUGAUAGAUAAAUAUCGAGAGACAUUGUCCUGCUUGAUGAUAACGUACCCAUCAACGAACGGCGUGUUCGAGGAGACCAUCGCUGAUAUUUGUAUUAUGGUUCAUGAAGCUGGUGGCCAGGUGUAUUUAGACGGGGCUAAUAUGAAUGCCCAAGUUGGUCUAUGUCGUCCUGGUGAUUAUGGUAGCGACGUAUCACAUCUGAAUUUACACAAAACGUUUUGCAUACCUCAUGGCGGUGGUGGACCUGGGAUGGGGCCUAUUGGAGUAAAACGGCAUCUUGCACCUUUCCUUCCAUCUCAUCCUGUAAUUAAUCGUUCGGGCAAUGGCCACAACAAUGUAAAACAAACUGGUGCGGUAUCAGCCGCUCCUUUCGGAUCAUCGGCUAUUUUACCAAUUUCAUGGGCUUAUAUUAAAAUGAUGGGUCCGAAUGGGUUAAAAAAAGCCACGCAAGUCGCUAUUCUGAAUGCUAAUUACAUGAGCAAAAAAUUGGAGAAAUAUUACAAGACACUGUACAAAGGAAAGACAGGAUUAGUAGCACAUGAAUUUAUUUUGGACGUACGGGAUUUUAAGAAAACGGCAAAUAUCGAAGCUGUAGAUAUCGCUAAAAGAUUGAUGGAUUAUGGUUUUCACGCUCCGACAAUGAGUUGGCCUGUAUCUGGUACAUUAAUGAUCGAACCAACCGAAUCUGAAGACAAAAAAGAACUGGACAGAUUUUGUGAUGCUCUGAUUCAUAUACGACAAGAAAUUGAUGACAUAGAAAGUGGUAAGUUAGAUAUUGUUAAAAAUCCAUUGAAAAUGGCACCACACACUCAAGAGGAAGUGAUAUCAAGUACAUGGGAUAGACCAUACUCACAAGAAUUGGCAGCGUUUCCAGCUCCAUUUGUAAAAAGAAGUAAGAAAAUUUGGCCGAGUGUUGGAAGGAUAGAUGAUACAUAUGGAGACAAAAAUCUAUUUUGUACGUGUCCUCCUGUCUCACCAGAUUAAUGAGUGAUUUUACUUAUUUAUCGUGUACAGUUGGUUACAGAACUAUUUAAAUAUUUAUUGUAAUUUUUUGUACAAACAUAUUAUUUAUACAAAAUUUCAUACUUUUAUAAGCAGACAAAAUAUAUGUAAUAAAAUCUGAAUCUAAA
Molecule: messenger RNA, 3201 nt
Organism: Frieseomelitta varia
Lineage: Eukaryota; Metazoa; Arthropoda; Insecta; Hymenoptera; Apidae
Product: glycine dehydrogenase (decarboxylating), mitochondrial
Exons: 10
Coding region: 77-3055 (992 amino acids)
Biological process (GO): glycine decarboxylation via glycine cleavage system
Cellular component (GO): mitochondrion; glycine cleavage complex
Molecular function (GO): pyridoxal phosphate binding; glycine dehydrogenase (decarboxylating) activity; glycine binding
Source: RefSeq, a predicted model, not a curated record